This is a messenger RNA of Prorocentrum cordatum, 856 nucleotides long. NCBI's taxonomy places the organism in Eukaryota, Dinophyceae, Prorocentrales, Prorocentraceae. The record is from the annotation of a GenBank genome assembly.
GUAUCUCAGUCCCAUCAGCCCACCCGCACAGGCGGGGGUAGGCCACGUGAUACCCAAAGGAGCAGGCAUGUGUCCCCACCUAGGCGGGCAAGCCGGCCAGUGGAGCCAAGGUUUUGCCAGUAUGGGGCUAGGGAUCGGUUAACGAUGCGCAUCUCCCCCCUCCCCACACCCCAUCCGCCCAGGACUUCGGAUUCAUGCUCUGCGGGGCACCCGGGGGCAAGGUGCUCCAGCGCAUGGGCGGCUUCGAGCACAGCCAGGGCUUCAAGCUCACAGACGAGAUGAUGGAGGUGCUGAACAUGGGCGGCGGGAAGCCGUUCGAGGUCUUCCGGAAGGCCAUGGCGGACGGCAUGCUGGCCGUGCGGGCGCACGCCGACGAGCUGCUGGCCCUGCUGCAGCUGAGCACCCUGGGCACCGAGAACAGCAGCCAGAGGUGCUUCACCCACCCGCGCGGCUUCCCCGAGGCCGUGCUGGAGGACGUGUGCGAGCGCUUGACGCUGCCCGGCUGCCCGGGCCCCGGCCGGCCAAGACCGGCGCCCCGGAGGCAGCGGCGGCUCGAAGACGACGGGCUCGGAUCAGGAGUUCAAGGAAUGGAUCGACAAGAUGAUCGACGACUCCAUUGGGCACUGGCGUUCGCGACUGUAUGACAAAUAUCAGUACCAUUUUACCGAUGUCCAUUGACCUGGACUAUCACAACCAGGGCUGAAAGUCGGCAACGCAAGCAGCUGACGCGCUCGCUUCAAAGAUGUAGCGACGCUGUUAGCGUGUUGUUAUGGCAGACCUGGCGCUGAUAUCUGACGCUUCUUCUUUCUGUUGACAGCAGGUGUUGUUGACCAUGGAGCCGCCUGCUCGCAGAAAA